AUGGAACACGAGCAGGUAAGAUCAAUUCUUACUUGGAAUUCUUACUUAGAACUUUAAGCUCUUAGUAACAUCUUUUCUAGGUCAGCCAGAGCAGCAAAAUGCACUAUUAGACACUCUGCACCCGCAGUAACGGGACAAUGUACCAAUAAUACAUCUGUAACUCCCAGAGUAGCUGGAAGCCUUCUUUGUAAAAUAUGAAUUUACUGUAUGUAGCACAUGUUCAUCGUAUACAUUAUACAGGUUUAACACUGCAUCCACAUAAUCCGCUUAAUAAAGUAAUAAUAACUUCAGAAAAUGGUAGUUGUACAGCAUUACAUAAAAUAUAGUUUCACACACACACAGACACGUUGCACUUUUCAGGUUUUGCUAUAUUUUAUCUCUAUUCCACCCAUUUCACUCGUUAUAAGUAAGAAUUAAAAAAACAAUAAAGUGUGUUUUAAGGUUAAAUAGUGUAUAAAUAAUUUGUAUACUAGACUCUGAAAGUAUUGAAUUUAUGGAAAUGUUAUAUCCACGCUAGUAUUUUAGCGUAUAUAUAUAUAUAUAUAUAUAUACAUACAUACACACAUACACAUACACACACACACACACCAUGAAAAACACCAUGGCCAAUUUCCAAUAGGGUUUUAAUAUAUGCUAUUAAAGACCUGAACAGGGUUAUUUACUAAAGUGAAAUUCAAAUUUAAGGUCAGAGAGUAGUCAAAUCAAAAAUUUUGGUGACUUGGUGAUUUUUUUCUAUUUUUACUUUUUUGACCUUAAAUUGGAAAUUCACUUUGAAUUCAUUGUGAAUUUGUAAAUUCUCACUUUAGUGAAUAACUCUAAAGUAAGAAUUAAAUGGAAUGUAAUGGGCAAAAUGAAGAAGUUCUCCAAGUCAGCCACAAUGGCCUUAAAUUUUAAGUUCACUUUGAAUUCCUGUCAAAUCACAACAAUUCUUAUUUUAGUGAAUAACUCUGCUAGAGACAGACCUGAUGCCUGCACCUUAAUGGUUAAACCUAGUACUGACCAUGUUUGCUGACCCUAGACCUCAUAGAAACCUGAGCCUAGCCCUAGCCACCACAAACAGUAAAGCACUGAAUGUAGCAGUAACCCUGCUUUCAAUAUGUAAAACCAUUCAUAUACGAUGCAUAUUAAUGUAAAAUAACAUUUUAAAUUACAAAAAGUACCACUACUACGUGUUUCUUUCCCACAGAAGUCAGAGUUUUUUUUUAAUACAAUAAUCAGUGCCAUUAAAGGCACUCAGUCAGUUCCAAGGAGUUGGAAACUAUGUCAGCUUGGACUCUCGAGAACCACAACUAAAAAUUAAUAAAAUCGGUACUGCAUUCCAACUCUCAAUGCAAUAACGUAGUCAGAGAAAAUUGAACAGCUACCUGUUAGAUUUUGGUUGAAUAAAUUAUUUCACGAGAGUUUGGAUGAAAUCUGUUUUAUUAUUUUUUCAACAAACACAUUAAUGCCAUCAUUAUAAUUAUAGUAAUUAUUUUGUGAUAUUCUGUAAAAUAUUAUUUUGAUAUCCUAAUAAAUGGAGGGAAAACAAGCAAAUCUGUGGUGUCAACACUAAACACAAAAUAGGCGUGGUAAUUCACUAAAGUGUGACUUAUCAGGGAUUGAAAAUUUAUUUCACAUUUAAAGCUAAUAAUGGCCAAAUCGAGAACUUGGCUGACUAAGUAACUGUUUUUAAAUCUGCUGCUUUAUCCUAAAAUGUGAAAUUCACACAGAAUUUCAGUUUGCUCCAAUUUUAUAGUCCAAUCUAAAUUUAGAAAUUUAGCAUCUAAUUAUGUAUUUAACCCCUUAAGGACCAAACUUCUGGAAUAAGAGGGAAUCAUGACAUGUCUUUGAGUCAUUACUUUGAGUCCUGUUUUACCUUAUCCUAAUUACCUGUAUUGAAGGUUUUGUACAUUGCAGGAAAAUAAAUAUACAUGGGCAUAUUUUCUAUUAAACACCGCAAUAAUAUCUCUUGCAACUGAAUAGAAGUAUUCUAAUAGAUAUUAACCCCUUAAGGACCAAACUUCAGGAAUAAAAGGGAAUCAUGACAUGUCAUGUGUCCUUAAGGGGUUAAAGAGAAAACCUUUAAGUUAGUCUCAUAAGUGGUUUACACAAAACACUGAAAUUGAAUUGAAAAUCGAUAUGCAUUAUAUUACUUCAUUUUAUUCUCCAUGUGUCUUAGGCAAUUUAAAUUGGGAAUGUUGAUAAUUUAUACAUUACUAACCCAUAUAUUAAUGAUCAACACUUUUAUUUUAUGAUUUGCAGAAUUGAGAUCUGAAUGGCAAAAUAGAUGAUUUGUAAAAAUCUGCACAUUUGUGCUAUUUUAGCCAUAGUUUUGCAAGUCUUCUUUAAAUUAACUAAAUUUUUUUGUUUAGUGAAGCAACUAGUGUUGCUGGCACAGGGCUGUGUAGAAAUAAUACUGAUCAAUAAAAGCAUAUUAAUAAAUCUAAACCAGAUUGACUACCUUAUUGAUACAGUUUGAAUGUAAAUUUUAGUGAGGAAACCCUUUGGGUGCAUUUAUACUUUUUGACAAAGGAGGCUGCCAUUCAUAUUAACUUUUCAAACUUGGAGACUGUCUCAAUUCUUGGCAUUUAAAUUUACUACUGUUAAAAGUUUUUAUGAUCAGUAACCAUUAAUACAAAAUUUGGGGAGCAAGAACCAUUGACUAUUCUGUCAUACAGAGGCAUACAGAGAGAUAUUAAACAACAAUAUCGAAAACAGACAAAAAAAAAAAUAUUUUGGCACAGUGCUGUUUUAUCAUUAUUUUAAUUGUGAAGUGCAAAUAUAUAUUCCAUAUAUGGAAAUACGGCAUACAUAGAGGAGAGGUUAGCCUAUGAGGAUGCAGGGACAACACAAAAAAUAUAGAAGGAACAUAUCUUUCAUAUCAUAAUCCUAAAAUCCCUGAAGCAUGUAGGUCUCAGAAUUUCCACUCACUCACUAGCUGAUGGUGAGUGAAAACUCAGCCCUGGUGAGCAGAAAUUCAUGUACAGCAGGAUUACAGUGGUGAGUAAGCCUGUCUAGUAGCAUAGGACUUGAAAUGUUGAGCCCUGAAACGUCAUCAGAAAGCAAUGUUGUUUUGGAUGAAUGGUCCCUGGCAGAAUUCCUUUUUAUUUUCGGGCUCAGAAAUGUGUGUAUGUGUGUGUGUGUAUAUAUUUAUGUAUAUUAUAAAACAUGCUUAUCCAGAAUGCUUUAAAUACACAUUAAUAACAUGUUUUUUUUAUUGUGUUUCUCUUUGUUAAAAGGUCUGGAUAAAUGGUGUAAACACUGAAAAUAAACUUGCUGUACUAAAAUGGGCAAAAGAGACCAAAAUAAAUCUGGUCCAGGUAAAUGGUCAAAGGAAAUAUGGCGGACCCCCUCCAGGUACAACUUUUUAUUUCCUGCUUUCUUUUUGCAUGUGGCAGAAAUUACUGCAAGGUUGUUGCAUUGCAGCAUGGUGAUAUAUAUAUAUAUUUUUUUUUUAAUGCUGAAAAAAAUAUAUAGCUAGAGCAAUAGUUAAAGAGAUACUAUAGUCACCAGAACAACUACAGCUCAUUGUCCUUGCAGACAUUUCCAUGCAAACACUUGUCUCUUCAGAAAAAAGGCAGUGUUUACAGGGACACCUCCAGUGGCCACUCGAGGUGCUUCCUGGGUCAGUGCUGCACAGUGCUCCACUCUCUGCAUGGAGACGCUGAACUUACCCUCAUAGAGAUGCACUUAUUCAAUGCAUCCCUAUGAGGAGAUGCUGAUUGACCUGGCUGGCAUUUGGCCCUCGACCUUGGCGAUCUCAGCCAAUGUAAUCUUUUCCCAUAUGGCGAGAUCAUGAAUUCUGAUGAUGUCUGCCAAAGAGGUGGAUCAGGGGCAGGGCCAUCUUCGGCAAAUCCAUGCGUGCUGGGGGAAAAAAAGGUAAGUUUUAAUCCUUUCUAAGGGGGUGCAAGCCAUCUAAAUGGCGGUUUUAACACUAUAGGGUCAGGAAUUUGUUUGUGUUUCUUGACCCUAUAAUGUUCCUUUAAGGAAUAAAAUACAAGCACUUAAACCACUAAAAAUGAAUUGGACAUAUGUUGCAGGGUCAUUCCAAGCACUAUACUAUAUGGUUUACUGUAGUGGUUUUUGCACUAGAAAGCUAUUAGUAUAGUCCCUCUGGGGGGUGCUGUUUUUUGGUUUCAUAAUUUUUUUCACAAAGUGGGCAACUACACCUAUAUUUUCUUGGUACCUUUUAAUGAGCUUUAGUUGCUAUGGGGUUUGGCAUGUACAUUCAUAUAUUAAUGAGUAACUGUAAAAGAAUUAUACAUUUUCCAAGAAGCUCAGCCUUCCAAUUUCAGCAUCUAAUGACUGACUGAGUAUGGCGGGAAAUGCAUGGGCGUAGGUAGCACACAAAUCUGAGUGAGGAAUAGCAGUUUACUAAGAAAAUGUAUUGCCCCUCUUACUAAGAAAACCUACAUAAAGUAGUAUGGUUUUGUUCAAGCAAAAAUACAAAUAAUGCUAUAUACCAUGCCCUGGUAAUAUAGAGUUUAUUCACUCAUCAGUGAAUUGUGGUAAGUUUAAAAAGGAAUUUCAAAAUUAAGACCAAAAUAGCUGAUUUUGAGAAAUCAGUCAAUUCUGCUGUUUUAAACCUAAAAAUGUGCAAUUACCUUGUCAAUAUUCCACAUUUUAUGAAUAAACAGAUGUGGGUUGAAUCAGUAUCAGGGUUAAUUACUAAAAUUAAAAUUGUCAAUAAUUUCAAUUUUAAGGCCAAGCAAUGCUCCCAGCUCGACUACUUAGGGCUACAAUUUGAAAUUCACAGUGUACUAACUUUAAAUGAUAUUUUAAUUAAACGCCCUGUAUGUGUUAUGCAGAACUGUGUUUGCAUAGUGUUGCAGAGCUUGUGUAUGUAUCUGUUUCAUUUUGUGUGCAAAACUAAAUGUUUUAAGUGUAGAGACUUUUUUUUUUCCCUAUUCCUUCCCAGUACUGUCUCUCCCCAUUUCCUAUCUCUCUGCUUAACUCUCCCACUUGUCUGAUUCCGCCAUUCCUACCAUCUUUGUUCAACAACCCCUCCACUCAUUGGUUCUUCACAUGAAUCCUUUCCCAACAACACCACUAAGUGUCUUUCUUCCAUUUCUCAUCCUUCUCUAGUCUCUAUCCCAUUGCUCUCUCACAUAUUUCUCCUUAAUAUUUUUUUCCCAUUUAUGACCUCACUGGUCUCUCCCCUAUUACUACUCCUAAUCUGUCUAAUCCCCAUUUCUUCCCUAAUCUGUCUCACCUCUAUUUAGCUUCCCUCAUAAAAUUCCAUUCUCACUGCAUUUAUCUCUAGGAAUUUAUCCCUUCAUCCUUUUUGCAACAUCCCACAUUUAUGUCUUCAUUUCCUCUGUAAUAGUCUUUUCCACAUUCCCACCUUACAUAUUUCUUGCCUGUUUCUCCCACUAACAUAUUCCUCCCUAAUAUCGGAAUCUUUAGUCUAUCAUUGCCUCUGGUCUUCCCAUUUCCCCACACCCAUGGAGAAAUAUUUUCCACAAACAUUCCAUUUUAAAGAUUUUUAGGCUUUAAAUAACAGUUUAAAUAUAUGAAUAAGAAAGCCAGAUAUAUUAUACGAAAAACUUCAUAUAGCAUAAAAUCUUUGACUGGUUAUAUACAUUUUUCUUCACAUAGACUGGGUCGGUGAAGCUCCAGGUAUUGGCUCUGAAGUUUACAUCGGGAAAAUACCACAGAAUAUGUAUGAAAAUAAACUGAUACCCCUUUUCCAGACAGUCGGCAAAUUGUAUGAAUUUCGUCUAAUGAUGACAUUUAGCGGCCUAAAUCGGGGGUUUGCCUAUGCCCGCUAUGCAAGUAGACGCAGAGCACAUGCUGCCAUUGCAACAUUAAAUGGAUUUGAGAUUGUCUGCGGACACAGAAUAAUUGUGAGCAGAAGCACAGAAAAAUGUGAGCUGCUGCUGUCCAGGAUCCCACAUUUUCUGGAGCCAACUUUAUUAAAGAAAAAGCUGCAGGAAAUCACAUUUGGUGUGGAAGGUGUCUUACUGUACGAAAACCCUGUAAAUCCUAAUGAAAAGAUGGCCAUAGUGAAGUACAGAACCCACAGAGCAGCCGCCAUGGCAAAAAAAAAAUUACGUCAAGGUAUAAUGAAAUGUUCAAUGCUUAAAGGGUACCUGUCAUGGCAUGUUACUCUUACCAUUAAUUAAUUCCUUUUCAGAUUUCAUCUACACAUUGUGCUAGCUAAUAUAUAGAUCUCUGUUAGUCACUUCACCUCCUCUUCCCCUUCUGGCAGACAGACUGUUGGCAUAGACUCUGUACCGAUGUCUGUCUGUCUGCCUGAUUACAGGCCUACAGGAAGUAUGAAGGAUGUUCUUGUGGCCAGCGUCUGUAUCGGCAGCACGUGUACGCCCUUCUUCCAUCACCAAAGCCGCUGCUUCAACUAGAAAAAAGUAAUGUCUGGUGUCACUUCGUUCAAUAGGCUGAUUUGCUGGCAAUGAGACCUUCACAUCAGCAUUAUCAGGUGGGCUAGGCCAGGUGUGGGGAAGGCUCCACAAAGAGAGGCAGGAAAAAAAAAGGCUUCUGGUCCACAGAGGUAUGCUAAUGGUGCUAGAAUCAUUAAUAAGAAGGUGAGUAUCCUGAAAACUCAGUUCCAUUGAAGGACAUUGAAAAAAAACUACAUUUUCAGUAAGUAUACAGCUAAAAUAUAAACUUUAACCCCCUUAAGGACCAAACUUCUGGAAUAAAAGGGAAUCAUGACAUGUCACACAUGUCAUGUGUCCUUAAGGGGUUAAAGGACCACUAUAGUGACCCAGACCACUUCAGCUCAAUGGGUGCCAGGUCCCCCAGGUUUUAACCCUUCAUAUGUAAACAUAGAAGUUUCAGAGAAACUGCUAUGUUUACAUUGCAGGGCUAAUCUAUGUUUACAUUGCAGGGUUAAUCUAUGUUUACAUUGGAGGGUUAAUCCAGCCUCUAGUGGCUGUCUUCGCAUUCAGUGUGUAGAACGUCCAUAGGAAAGCAUUGAGAAAUACAGAGUAGGCACCUGCUUUCCCCACAGUGUUCAGUGUUCCUGCUCCCUCGCAUGCGCCGUCAUAUUCCGGGGCCCGGCAGUGAGGAGCAGGAAGGAGAUCUCCCGACAGAAGGAAUAAUUACAAUAAUGUUAUUGUGUCUGUCUGUCUGUGUUUCAGUGAGUGUGUGUGUCUGUCAGUGAGUGUGUGUGUGUGUUGCAAUGGCCGCGGCUGGACAGUUGAGGACCUGGAGGUGCAUGGAGGCAUGCAACGCCACGUCACAUUCCAACGUGACAUCGACGGGCUCCACCUUUACAGGGUGUUAAGAAGUAGCAGGAGGAUCCGCUUUGGCACAUGGUGCGGACGGUGCCAUUUGGGGUAUACCAGAGGCCGGACUCUGGAGUCACAUAAUGGCAGCGGCAAUGUGAGUGGAGUCUGCUUGUUGGCUAGUGGGGUUGGGAAGCUGGGAUUUAGUAUAUGGGGGGUGCUGUGGUUUAGUAGCGGGGGAUGCUAGGGUUUUUUUUAUACUGUACUUUUCAAAAUAAACCUAAGUUUCUAUGAAAAUGGAAGUUUUUUUUUUGUUUUUUUUGCGGCCCACAUAAACUUAAACCUUGUUUAUUUGGCCCUUGCUAGACUUUUAGUUUGACAUGCUUGACCUACUGUGUCACAUUCCAAUAUCUGUAAACUGAAAGUAAUUUAAUUGUAACAACUCAAUCCAUCUACAGCAAAAGUAACAAAUGUCUUUGUAACCAUUUGCCAACAAAAUAGCAAAGGGGCCUGGUAAAGGGCAAUUCCAGACAGAGGUGACCUGUUUUUCUUGUAAGACAUUUAUUAUAAAAUGCAAAAAAAAAAAAUUAUUCCUAUUUUGAGUUAAUCUAUUUGCUGUAAACUUAAAAUUUGUACCUUCUGCUGUGAACCCCCAAGUACAAAGUGAUUGCAAAUGUUCAUGCAAUCAUUGCCUCCCCAUUGAGUUCAUUGGGAGUGCUGGGCAUAUCCCAUAAAUGUUCACCUGUUAAAUUAAAAUAAUGUAUUUCUGCAUGGUGAGAAUCUAUGAACCCUCCCACAUUAUCUUAUCUUCUGGAUGCUGAGUGUUUAGUAUUAAAAUCAGUGACUUGUUUCCUGAUUUAAAGGGAUGCUAUAGUCACCAGAACAACUACAGCUUAUUGAAUUUGUUCUGGUGAGUAGAAUCAUUAAAUUACAGCCUAGGGAUAACUUCACUGGCCACUCCUCAGAUAGCUGUUAGAGAUCCUUCCUGGGUCAUGGCUGCCUAAAAUGCAUCCAAACAUUCAGUAUCUCCUCCCUCUGCAUGCAGACACUGAACUUUCCUCAUAGAGAUUCAUUGAUUCAAUUCAUCUCUAUGAGGAGAUGCUGAUUAGCCAGGGCAGUGUUUGAAUCGUGCUGGCUCUGCCCCUGAUCUGCCUCUUUGUCAGUCUCAGCCAAUCCUAUGGGGAAGCAUUGUGAUUGGAUCAGGCUACCACUUCUGAUGAUGUCAGCAGACUGCUUGUUUUUCUGAGUCUAAUAGCAUGCAGAGUUACAGCUUCAGGCUUGAAUACAGUAAGAUUUUUACAAUAUUUAUGGAGGCAUGAGGGGGCCAGAUGGUGGUUUUAACUCUAUAGGGUCAGGAAUACAUGUUUGUGUUCCUGACCCUAUAGUGAUCCUUUAAUGUUUGUUUGAAACCUGCACUCCUAAUGCUAUAAUGCUCUCCUACCUAAUAAGGUCUCUACAAAAUAAAGCCAAUUCACUUACAUUUUCUCUUUCGCAGCAUCGGUGCCAUCCCGGGUCCAAGGCUGAGAUGGACAAUGAUCUCAGCCAAUACAAUGCAUUUCCAUAGAAAAUCGUUGGGAGGCUAGUGCGUAUACGUAGCAGUAUGCAAAACUGCGCAAAUCAGAUGAUUUCUAUGAGACCAUCUGAUUGAAAUAGCAGAGUUGGACUCCACUACUUGGACAGAAGUGCCCCUAGUGGCUGUCAGAGUGACAGGCACUAAAGGCAUUUAAGUUUAAACCCUGCAAUGUAAAUAAUGCCUUACCUGUAGAACACGCCUCUCAUAAUGGGGUGGACUCUAAUCCCAAAUGAGAUAAUUUAUGGACUAUUUAUUGGACUAUUAUUAGAAGCAAAUUAAUUGAGCAAAUAAGCUUACUUAUUUUUUCAUGUAUCACUGAAAAGAAAAAGGGUUUAUCUGUCUUUGUUAAAAGUAGCUUCAAUAUCCAUGCAAACCUUUGUUAUUUUUUAUUAUUCUUCUGUCAUAUUUCUUUUUUUUCUCCCCUAAAGAUCCACAAUGUAUCUGUGGUCACUUUAUUGCUGUAGAGUGGCUGAAUUCUGAAGUUAGACAAGCUCUUUGCAGUAAAAGACCACAGUCUGAUUUCACUGGCCCUCAAGUAUUACGGAGAAAUGAUGCUAAUCCUUUGGAGGCUUUCAAACGUGACGGGGCUAGAAACCUGUUUUUCGCUCAACAACAAACAGAAGUUCCAGCCCUGACACCACACUAUUCCGUGGAAACCAGCUAUGCCCUGAACUAUUUACAAAAUCUUGAAAACAAGAGGCAGACUGGACAUCCUAUAUUACCUCCAUUCUGUGAAAAUCAGGAAGUAAAGAAUGUAUCAAGAUAUAAUGACGGCCAAUUGGAUGAUGUGGGAAUGAAUGAGAGAAUUUGGAAUAUGGAGCAAAUUCUGAAAUGUCUUUUUGGUAAGAAGGGGUUGCAAACAAACUCCUCUUUUUUUUAUUAGGUUAAACCUGUUGUUCUAAUAGGUCAAAAUAGAAUGGAAAAAAAGAAUAGCCACUUAACUAGUACUGCUCUAUCCCAUGCUGAAUGAUUGUGUUUGGACAGUAGUGUGCACAUUCCUUUAUCCCAAAAGUUCAUAGGAACUCUUCUCACACAUACAGGGAGUGCAGAAUUAUUAGGCAAGUUGUAUUUUUGAGGAUUAAUUUUAUUAUUGAACAACAACCAUGUUCUCAAUGAACCCAAAAAACUCAUUAAUAUCAAAGCUGAAUAUUUUUGGAAGUAGUUUUUAGUUUGUUUUUAGUUAUAGCUAUGUUAGGGGAUAUCUGUGUGUGCAGGUGACUAUUACUGUGCAUAAUUAUUAGGCAACUUAACAAAAAACAAAUAUAUACCCAUUUCAAUUAUUUAUUAUUACCAGUGAAACCAAUAUAACAUCUCAACAUUCACAAAUAUACAUUUCUGACAUUCAAAAACAAAACAAAAACAAAUCAGUGACCAAUAUAGCCACCUUUCUUUGCAAGGACACUCAAAAGCCUGCCAUCCAUGGAUUCUGUCAGUGUUUUGAUCUGUUCACCAUCAACAUUGCGUGCAGCAGCAACCACAGCCUCCCAGACACUGUUCAGAGAGGUGUACUGUUUUCCCUCCUUGUAAAUCUCACAUUUGAUGAUGGACCACAGGUUCUCAAUGGGGUUCAGAUCAGGUGAACAAGGAGGCCAUGUCAUUAGAUUUUCUUCUUUUAUACCCUUUCUUGCCAGCCACGCUGUGGAGUACUUGGACGCUUGUGAUGGAGCAUUGUCCUGCAUGAAAAUCAUGUUUUUCUUGAAGGAUGCAGACUUCUUCCUGUACCACUGCUUGAAGAAGGUGUCUUCCAGGAACUGGCAGUAGGACUGGGAGUUGAGCUUGACUCCAUCCUCAACCCGAAAAGGCCCCACAAGCUCAUCUUUGAUGAUACCAGCCCAAACCAGUACUCCACCUCCACCUUGCUGGGGUCUGAGUCGGACUGGAGCUCUCUGCCCUUUACCAAUCCAGCCACGGGCCCAUCCAUCUGGCCCAUCAAGACUCACUCUCAUUUCAUCAGUCCAUAAAACCUUAGAAAAAUCAGUCUUGAGAUAUUUCUUGGCCCAGUCUUGACGUUUCAGCUUGUGUGUCUUGUUCAGUGGUGGUCGUCUUUCAGCCUUUCUUACCUUGGCCAUGUCUCUGAGUAUUGCACACCUUGUGCUUUUGGGCACUCCAGUGAUGUUGCAGCUCUGAAAUAUGGCCAAACUGGUGGCAAGUGGCAUCGUGGCAGCUGCACGCUUGACUUUUCUCAGUUCAUGGGCAGUUAUUUUGCGCCUUGGUUUUUCCACACGCUUCUUGCGACCCUGUUGACUAUUUUGAAUGAAACGCUUGAUUGUUCGAUGAUCACGCUUCAGAAGCUUUGCAAUUUUAAGAGUGCUGCAUCCCUCUGCAAGAUAUCUCACUAUUUUUGACUUUUCUGAGCCUGUCAAGUCCUUCUUUGACCCAUUUUGCCAAAGGAAAGGAAGUUGCCUAAUAAUUAUGCACACCUGAUAUAGGGUGUUGAUGUCAUUAGACCACACCCCUUCUCAUUACAGAGAUGCACAUCACCUAAUAUGCUUAAUUGGUAGUAGGCUUUCGAGCCUAUACAGCUUGGAGUAAGACAACAUGCAUAAAGAGGAUGAUGUGGUCAAAAUACUCAUUUGCCUAAUAAUUCUGCACUCCCUGUAGUACUUCAGCAUGCUAAGGUGCUUUAUGUGUCCAGAACAUGUCACAGAUUAUAAAAGUGCCAAUUUUAAUAGAAAUCAAAACAUUUUAAUUGGGGCAGAAACACCUCCCUGGCUGUCAAUCAGAAAACCAGGAAAGCUUUCUUCCACUUCUAUUAACACUAUGGAGCUAAUGAAAGUGACAGGUGGUGCGCCUUACCGCUUCUGAAUGAUCUGAAUUACACUGAAAAGAUGCGAUCGCAUGCACAUGCGGCUCCAGUACAAAGACUAACUCAUCGUAAUGGAUCAAGUACUACUUGAGUAACACAUCUGAAUAGAUUGAAGGAACACUAUAGCAUUAUGAAUACAAAACUGUAUUCCUAACACUAUAGUUCCCCUCUCCCCUACACACACAUAUUAUUAUUUAUAAGGUGCCAACAAAUUCCAUAGUGAUGUACAAUGGGUGCACAUGAUUAUUUUUAAAGGGUUUAAAACCCCUAUAUUUUUUUUUCACUGUGACUGUGAUGUCACAUCAAUGUGGGAACCUAAUGUGCAUGCGCAGCAAGCCCCACAUGAACUUUAGCACUUCUGCAUAGUAAUGCAUUUAAUCAUUGCUUUCCUAUGGGGAUUUUCAAGACCCUGAACAUACGCAUGCAAGCCAUGCAGAUGUCCCACGUCCUUUCUGCAUGAGAAUGUGGCUCAAGUGACUGUUUGGAAGACUAGUUUCUCUGAAACUGCCAUGUUUUUACUUGCAGUGUUAAGGUGUCAGUGGCACUUCAAUAAGAUUAAAGGGUAUACUAUAGUGCUAUGAAGACAAAGUUGUAUUCCUAGCACUAAAGUACCUUCUGCCCACCUCUCCCCAGCACUGAAAAAAAACCUUUUGUGACUUACCUGGUUACUUUUGUCACUUGGCACUGCAACAUGCCCAGUGGCAUGGCAAGAUUCUAUGUCCACCUGUUGCUUCCCUGACAUUAAUCCACACAUACAAUGCAAUAGGUACACAGCCACCUGACUCCUUCCAACCCCAAUAAUUUUCCCUUAGGCCACUGUACCUCAAGUCCACAGACUACAUAAAAACAUUAUUAACCCAGUCUGAGUUGUCAGACUAAAUUGAUUGUAUUUAAAAGAUAGUUGCUCCAAAGAAUUGCUGUGAUGUUGAAUGGAUUAUGUGAAUAUGUGCAAUGUAUUCCGGGAUGUUAAAAGGUUCUCUUUAUAAACACAGAAGUAAUUCGAUUAGUGCUUUUGUAAAGAUGAAAUGUUAUUUUAUUACCAAUUUAGACAUUGAUUAAAGUACAAUAAAGGUAAAAAAACAGAUAGGCCAGGUCAGCUGGUAGCUGGUACUUAAUACCUAACUAGAACAUAUUUUGUACACCUGUAAUGUAGAGAUAUAGGACAUUUACUUUCGUAGAAGCAAUUGUUUGUUUUCAUUUCUAGAUUUAAAAGUAAAACGGCAAAUUAUUCUUACUUUCUUCCUCUGCUUCUUCCUUAGGUCACUGUUCAGGAAGAUGUUCUAAAUUCUUCCCCACCGGUGUAUGAACAAAUUAAAACCGUUGCAAGCAUUCAUCGUGGAAGAUAGUCCUCAGUGAUAAAGGCAGACUUCUGCUGUUUUAAGUUCAUGUUGCAUCUACAUUACAGUACAAAGAUAUAAAAGGUUACUUCAAGCACCAUGACCACUUCAGUGAUUUGAAGUGGUCACAGUGCCUUGAGUCUCUUUGUGCAGUGUUUUACUAUGAAAAUCUGCACAUAGGGAUGUUUAACCCCUUUGCUGCUGGAUGUGUAACUGCACCUCUAGCAGCAUCAUUAGCCAGCCCAGAACAAGUCUGUGGCUAAUGUUAGUUCGGUGCAUAUUUGACGUUGGCACACACUGCAUUAUAUGGAGUGGUGGAUGCAUUUUGUCCUUGGCAGAAAAACAUCUUUGUAGUGGCUUUUAAUUUUAAUUGUCUUUAUUCAUGUUGCACAGUACCAAUAUCUGUGUGUUUUGCAUGUAUAACUGCACAAUGUGACUCGUGUGUAUAUAUCAAGUUUCUGUCUAUUAUAGGUCUAGUGCAAACUUCAGGCACCUUGCCUUCAGAUGUAUUUUUUAAACCUCUUUUACACUGCUUUCCCCUAUGAAAGAACACGUUGUACCACACAGUAGGACAUUUCAAAACCUUUAAACCCAGAAAGUCUUAAAAAGAAUGAAGCCAUUUUGCUAUAUUAGACAACACAUUGCUAUAAUACAGAAAUGAUGAGUAGCAGUACCAAAUAUGUAAUGUAGGAAAUGUUAGUUGAUGAUUUCUUGAAACCAAAUGUGGUUUAUUUUUUAACUUAAUUUAGUACUGUCGACAUCAUUAAUUAUUCUAAAGAGCUCCACAAUUACUGCUUGUUAAUUCCAGUUUACAUAGUUUAAACUAGAAGUCAAUUCACCAAGUGCCAAAUGGCGUUCAUGUCUCCAAAUUUGGUUUUCUCAACCCAAGGUUGGCUAUGUGAAACCCAUUUGACCACUCACAAGAGGUAAGCUAUGUCAGCUGUGUUUACACUCAUGUUUGGCUGCCAUCAGUUGCUGCUGAUUUAUGUUAAAAUUAACCCACUCUUUCACCGUUAUUCACUAAAGUGAGAUUUGUCAGGAAAUUAAAGUGAAUUUCAAAUUUAGGAUAAUCAUGUGGAACUGGAACAAUUCUUCAGGUCAAAAUUCAUGUUGAAUUUCUGAAAAUUCUUAUUUUAGUGAAUAAUCCUGUUAAUGUUUGUUUAUUCAGGCAUCGACAGACCACUGAAUCGCUACUUAAUUGUAGUCUUUAUAGGUUUGGGGAGGAUUCACUAUAUCAGGGGAACUGGAUUUAACAAAUGGAGAGAAUUAAGUAGACUUAUGCACAAAUCAAAUGCUUGUUAAUCGCUGGCUGAACAAAUCGAUUUGUUCAGCAAAUCACAAAUUAAUUGAUUUGUCUAUUCAGCGAUUAACAGGCAUUUUAUUUGUUCAGUACAGCUGAACAGAAUUUGUGUACAAGUCUGCUUAAAGGAACACUCAAUGCACUGUAUUAACUUAUUUUAAUAUAAUUGUGAUAGUACCACGAUGCCCCAGGCACUUUCUUACCUGAAGGGGUUAAGCCAUUCUCAAACAGUUUGACUUCAAAGGUUGCUACCAGUACUGCAUUUCCAGUUUCCUCAGCGGCAUUCAGCUUCUGAAAUUGAGUUUUAGGGGCACCACUGAUUGGCUAGAGCAGUCAGCAGAUGUUCUAAGCUAAUCCGUAGUUCCCCCUCUAGCCUCUGCAUGGCAGUACUCCUCGCACCGUAGGCAACAUUUGGGUUAAAUCGUUGGAAAACGGUGUACUAACGCUCUUCAGAUAAGAAUGCUCCCAGGGGCAUCCUAACACCAUAACAAUUCUUUUCAAUGAAGUUGUUAUGGUGCACAGAGUAUUCCUUUAAUUUAAUUUAUUUGUUUGAUCUAGUUUCCCUGAUAUAGUGAGUCCUCCUCCAUCCUACAAGGAUACCUCAACCCUAACUCCUCUUUAAAACUCCCCUUAUCCCCAGCAGCACUUUUUUUUUUUCUUUUCUUAUUUUUCCUAAAUGAAAUUUGGCUGCCAUUCGGUUGUAAGUCAGCUAAAAUCUCACUGCAACAAUGAGAUCCGCAUGAAAAUAUCAGGGUAAAGUCAGCUCAAUGCAUUUUUAAUUUAGUUUAUAGUUCGAAAGGAACCAUCAGAGGAAUUUAACCUGCCAAAUUAAGCUGAAUGAAAGUUACACAUUAAUUACAGCCAAUUCCGUGUUCUAGAGUAGACACUAUAAUUGGUUCACGGUUUAGUGGAUAAGCACAUCUUUGUUUAAUUAUGAUAAGCUAUACAUAAUAAUUGUGUACUCCCCCACUGGCUUUUUAUGUAACCUUUUCCAUUGGUAUUGCCCUCUUGUCCCUUUUUACACCUUUACCAUACCAUUUUAUAUGCCUUUUAUUUAGUAUUUUGAUAAAUAUAUUGGGGCCUUUUCAUUGUGCCCAUGUUGUAUUUAAGUGAAUGUUGUUUCUUUUAUAUUUCUUAUGACUUAAAUUAUUGUUUUAAAUAAAGCGGUUUAAAUAAAGCAUUUAAAAUCAUACUUUGAAUUUUCAUUUAGAAUAAAUAAAUACAUUACAUGAUUCUAAUAAGUCAACAUAGUACACUCAUAUUUGAAUAUUUUAGGGUUUAGGGCAGCUCAAUGAAGUUCAUCUGUAUUGAAGCCAGAGGAGGAGAAAGAGGGACAUGGAGGACAAGCGGCAUCUGUAGCACUUUGGGGUUAAACCAUUCACAAACUGUUUAAAUGCAUUCAUGUUUUCAUUGGGGGUAUAUCUAAAAAUGGGUUGAAAAAGUUGCAGAAAUAUUUACAAGCCUGCUCCUUCUUCACCAGAUCAGACUUUCUGAGGUUAUUCUAUCACAGAUUUCCCAGUGUAACUCAAUGAGAAGUCUUUGCAAGGUUGGCACGCCGAGCAAUUGCCUGCUUUUUAAGUUUAGCUUCACAGAGCUGAACUACCAUGAAGUAAUAAGCCUUGUUACUAGGUUACAAAAGUGUCAAUUUCUAUUUCAAACUGCACUUUUUGUAAAAUGAAAACUAAAAAGAUGAUGUUCUCCUAACACAAAGCAUUUCAGAAAGCUAAAGUACUUUAGGGGUCUGGCGUUUUCUUUUAUGGUAAGAUGGCUUGCCAGAACCUCAAGGCAUCAUAAUAAAUUCAGUGACAUUAAGUUGUUAUGGUGCUUAGAGUGUUCCUUUAAACUCCAACAUCUAGUGACUAAAAUGUAAUGACAGAGCUGCUAUCAACAUUUCAUACACUUUAGAACAUUGGGUGACAAAGCUUCCAUGUUGGGUGAUCAGAAGGAUUUUUUUUCUGCCCUACUUUCUGUUUUUCAGACACAAUCGGAACAUCGCUAUCAGAAAAAAAGAAAAUACAGUGCAUCUAUUAUAGAUAGGCAGAGACACGGACAAAUCAACCGGCCACUAUUUUAGCAAGUGGAACCAUGUAAAAAGCCAACACAUCAGUCCCAGGAAAAAAAAUCCAGAAUAAAUAUAACAACAAUGACAUUAUAUGUGUAUAUAUAAGCUAGUAUGUUAAAAAUUUGAAGUGACAGUUGUCCUUUAAGUUAAAGUAGUUGAACUGGAAUCAGCGAAUUAGGAGAAUUUUUCCAUUUCAGCUAUUUAGGCCUUAAAUCUCAAGUCACUUUGAAUUCCUGACAAUUCUCACUGUAGUGAACAUCCCUGUCAUUAGUGAAGCUUAACAACAAUUGCCUAAAUAUGCAGUUUCCAUAUCAUAGCUCCACAAUUUAAAAAUUCUAUUUAGAUUUGUUAAGUGUGGAACCAGUUAGCAAUGUUUGUGAUAUAUUAGUAGCUGACCUGAAAGAAAAAAUUGAGUAAAGAGAAAUAUUUUUUUCCCAACUAGUUAUGUCUCAAAUAACCAAGUUUGCUUUGUAAUGACCAGACUCCAGAGGGGUUCCUUAACUAAUUAUAAAUCUGUUUUCUCUGUAGAAGAAAGAGGUUUCCAUAGUACUUUAACACAUUUGUCUAGAAUGAUGAUGUGUUCAAUAUAAAUUCAGUGUUUUAGCAUCCUUUCCUAAGGGCCACAUUGUGCUGCCUGAGGAAUAAGAUAGGCAGUUUAUGAUUGGAUGAUGGUCAUGUGUUAGACUGUUCUAGAAGAGCCAGUGUCUAUAUAAGGCUGCAGGAGCCACACCUUUGGAGAAGGCUAAGAACAUGGACAUUGAUAUGUUUGGUGUGAAGGAACAGCAGGAGGAAACCGAGAGCCAGGUAACUUCAUCUGUAGUUUAUGUCAGGGUAGUGGAUCUGCUGUGUGUUCUAUUCUAGAAUGUAGUGCUGAUUAGCAAAUUCAAUACUAAAGGACUCUAAACAUUAAUGGCAUUAUCUGCCUGUUUAGUCAGUAUUUCAAUAAGGAGUAAUACUACUUUUAACAUAAUUACUUAAUAUUUUGGUUUAAUUGCAGUUAACCCCAAGCAUUUUAAAAUUGCAAUAGAAAUAGAAAUACUCAUUGGUUUAUUUGUAUUACUUUAGUUUAUAGCUGAUACCCCGCACACCGCCCCCUAGUGUUCGCUAAUAGAAUGCAGCCCUUAUUUACUACGCCACUUACAUAACUCGUGCGCUGUACAGCAUGACCCAUUGCCAAUCCUGUUGACGUUUAUUAGAGAGCUCUCUGUAAAACGGUCAGGCUGUCUCGUUUAAUUUGGGGGGGGGGCUAAUGUAGUGGUUUUCUUUAAAUAAAGUAGAUGCUAGGUCAGUAUAUUUGGAAGAUGGUUAAAACCUCAAUUGGGUGUGGCAGGGAACAAGCUUUACUUCUACCUGUGUCUGAGCACUGUAAAGGUCUUUGAUCUGCAUAUUGUAUGUCUAGGGAACGUUCCAUUGCAUGUUGUGUAUUGGAUGCUAGGUGCUACAUUACACACAGCUUGUAAACAGGGUGACUGACCGCCUCAGUGCCAUGUCUCUACAUUAGGCUUUCAAGCAGAACAUAUGGCAACCAUUUUUACAUCCAGGUGCAGUAAGUGUUUGUGCUGACCUGGUAUUCACUAAAGAGCCUGUUAUUUAAAAUAUCUGACAUUUUAGGCAGCAGAACUGCAAAAAAAAUCAAAGUGAGCUGCUGGUGGGAGUGUUAAAGGGGAAGGCAAUGUACAUUACUUGUGUCUGUGGCAGUGAGACUGCAGGGGCAUGAUCUAUACACCAAAACCACUGCAUUUAGCUAAAGUUGUUUUGAUGCCUAGUCACUCUAAUUGCAGGCUUGGCUAAAUACUCCCUUUCCAAUAAGAUUUUGUCUUGCUUUCUUUGAGAUUGGGGAAAUGGACAAGCUAUCCAACAGUCAAUUUACAAUGUUAAGUCAGUGCUCAGAAGGGCAAGAAUUUUGAUUUAUUUUGUUCCUGCUGUUGUGUUAUGAAUUUUGAAACCAUAAAAAGACCAAGCCAUUUUACUUUAUCCAGUGUGUGAAGUCUCACGGUGUGUAAAAACACUGAUCCCAGGACAAGGUACGAAGGAAAGAAGUACUUUUGUGUCACACUUUUGAAUAAAACCUCAAAUACUCAUAUUUUUUGUUAAAGGGUUAUUCAUACACUUUUAACCAUGUGAUGACCUUAAAGAUUGAUCAGAGUCCGGACACAUGGCAUUUCAGGAAGUAAAGGUCUUCAUUCUCACCGAUCGGGUCUCAGCUGAUCUCCUAUUCAAAAGGUCUGAGCACAUGGAGUAGAUGCUUUUUAUAAGCUAUGCAUCCCCCAUCUGUACCCUUACACCAAUCAGCAAACAGGAUCACCUUAUAUGGACAGGCAACAUGCCCCUUUAAGAGAAUGGAAUGUGAUUUCAGGAAGCAAAGGUCUUUAUUACCAAUUGGGUCUCAGCUGAACUAAUGUUCAAAAGGUCUGAGCAAAUGGAGUAGAGGCUUUUUGUAAAAUAUGCCUCCCCCCAUCUGUACCCUUACACCAAUCAGCAAACAGGAUACACAGGAUUACCUUGUAUGGAGAGGCAAUAUGGAACUACAGAUGGAGAUUUUAGGCCUACUAAAUUUUGGGCCUAGAUGAAAUCCCAUCACAAUAUCACUAGUGGGAAAGAAUGGUCUAUGAAACCGAACACUUCAUGGCUAUGUAUAUUGGUUUGUUAUAGUCUGGUAUGGAGUUCAGACCAUUCAUCCAGGCAAUUCCAAACAUUUGGAUAUGAGACCGUUGGAUGGCUAAAGUCAAGAUUCACAACUGUAACCACCAGAGCACAUAAAAUACUUGCGGUGGCUGAAUUUGAAUAGAACAGUGUAAACAUAGUGCUCAUUUAGAACUACUUGUAUUUAUCCCAUACUGCACAAGAAGGCCGAUUGGCUAAUCAAAACAUCAGAUACCUAAGUGAACACCACUUAAGAUCUAUGCACCAGUAAAGACACUCCAGCUGUGUCUGCAGGGCUCAACACUAUAAUAUAUGAAUAGAAGGAAACAAAACAAAAUGAAGUCACUCAAACCACAACAAAGUGGGUGAGUGAAGGGUGGAUAGUAGCAAAGUAUCUUGUUUAAAUACCUGUUAAAUUUAGCCGGACCAGCACAAAAUGUACAUAUAGACACACGUCCCAAAACUAGAAACAAAAUAAAAAAAUGACUAGCCUUAUAAGGCUUCUCCACUAACUCCUGGGAGUAUAGGGUCAUCCAGUAAAUUGCUUAAACUAAUGGUAGCUUUAUUAGACUGCUUGUUUUAGCCCAGGAUUUGGCCCUGUCCCCAAUCUAGAUUAAUUUAAAUAUGCCAGGGUGAGAGUAAAUAACUUAUUAGUGGGGGUGUCAGAGACCAAUACACAAUAUCUAAAGAGUAAUAUACAGUCCUAACAAAGGUUAACCAGAAAGUUUUUGUAGGACAGGAAGAUAAAAAGCUAGCUAGUAGAGACAGAAUAAAGAGUGAGAAAAUAAAUCGGUGAAAAUACUGCAUGUCCGACAUCCCAAGGGUGAGGGUGUGAGUGUGUGCGCCCCCUUAUAUAGGGAGAGACUCACUUGUUAGUCUAAUUGCCCAGCCAUUCUGCAGUUAGGGCGUCGAUAGAUUGGCAUGCUAAGUUAGGAUGACUUAAUCAUCCCUUUCCAGACUGAAAUUUAACCCAAAAUGCAACCUGUGUAAAAAUUCCAUUUUAUUUUUUUCCGCAUCACAAACCUUGACAUAAAUUGGUGGAAAAAUGGUGACAAAUUAAGGCACAAUAUACACUGUAUAAGAUACCCUGGAGUGUCGGCUUUCUCAAAUGGAAGAUCUUUGUUGGGUUAUUUAAACAGUCAAACUGCUAUAGUUCCCCAAAAUGAGACAUGGGCCCAUCAAAUCAAUCUAUGAAAACUCUAACUAUAGAAACUGAAAUGGCAUUGUAGCUUAACGGAGUAGUGCCAAAGGCAUACAAUGGGGGUAUCGUACUCGCAGAUGUAGCUGAACACAGUAUGGAGUUCUGUGCAGGAAUAGCACACAGCAGCUUUACAAAAUACAUAUUACAAAAACCUUGUGUACAUGCCAAAAUAGAGAAACACAUAUUUUACUCCAAUAUUUAGCAGAGAUUGGUGAUGAAAUGGCUACGUAAAGUGUCAAAAUAACCUUGAGUCAAUAGUCUGUGAUGUCUAAUUUAUAUAAAUAUUUGUGGCAAUUUUGUUUUUUGAUUGCUACUGAACUUACAAGACAAACAUACCAACUUUUAAAAUUGUUUCACAUUGAAAUUUUAUUUUAGUCCUUGUAAUUUUUUUGGACCUGUAACACUUUCUAAAUAAGCUGAAAUCCUAUACAUAUCAUUAUGUACUCUAUAAAUACACAUAACUUUAAUUUAUUUUGAAAUACUUUUCCUAAGCUGGACCUAUUAUAAUGCACAUGCUAAUAUUGCCAAAACUGUGGGGUGGGAUGGGGGGGCGGGAGAGGGAGGGAAUGUGGCUUUUUUAUAAUUAAUGAGAACUUGUAUAUGUAACAUCAAAUUAUGGCUCUUUUGCCAUCUUAAAAACAAUAGCUAAUAUCUGUUGGUGCAAUAAAUGAGAUGCAAAUUGCAGUUGAACACAAACUGCAAGUUUAUGUUAAAGAUUCAGAAAAUGAUCCAGUGCAGACAAGGCAAAGCUGGGACAAUCAUUGCAAAUGAGGAGUUGGACUGAUAUUACAUAAUUUCUCGACUGUGUAUGCUUUCUGACUGCCAGGUUGUAAGGACUGGUUAACAGGGAGCAAAGAUGGAGGUGACCAUUGCAGGUUAAAGCUAUGAAUAUCUAAAUUUACUCUUAUUUUUCACUCUUCACAAAAGCAUAUUAAAUAUGGGGAUAAACCUAGUUUUCCCAAUAACUACUUGUGUUUUUAGAUUUUUUAUUUUUUUAAUAAUAAAAAAUAAGAUUCACAUAGAAAUCUUAUUUGGUGUGCUUACAGGUAUGGAUAAAUGGCAUAAAUGAUGCAAACAAAUUGUCCCUAAUGACAUGGGUAAAGGAGACUAAAACAAACCUAGUGCAAGUCAAUGGUCAGAGGAAAUAUGGUGGACCUCCUCCAGGUAAGGAUGCUUGACAAAGGUACAAGUUAAAAAUUGUUGCAUGUAAAGUGAAUGUCGCUCCCUGCUUAGAGCAUUGUUAAAGCCAAGCAAAAUUUAAAUGUUUUAACAUCAGCAGUUGUUUGCCCAGCCACACACAGUAGUGAAAGCUUUACGUGGGGUUCAAAUUUAACCAUGUAAUACUUCAUGACUUUGAAGACAUGACUUCAUUAAAAUUAUUGCAGUACCAUUUAUACCUACUUUUGGGCCACGUGGUAUAUACAGUAUGGGUUUUUAUUUUAUAUUUUUUCACUAUCAAUGUUGCAACAUUCCACUAUUCUUUUUAACUGCUUCACUGAUAUGUAACUAACGCUUUGGAUGUCUAUGUGUGUGUGUGUGUACCCUUAUAAUCUUUUCCGAAUAAUUUAAUUGAUUCAUCUGUACACCUACUUUUGGGCCACCUGUAUAGUUUGAGUGGCAUGUGUUGUGUGUGUUUUUUUUUUUUUAAGUUUUAAGUGUUUUGCAGUAAAACUGUUACUUUAAAUGCAUUUUACUCUGGUGUUCUAAUAUAUUCAAAGGGAUACUAUAGUGCCAAGAAUACAACACUACCUCCCACCCGGGUGAAUAAAGGGUUAACACUUAAUUUUCUAACAAUACCCCUUGGCGCUGAUCCUAAUGCGCAAGUGCGCUUUAGACCUUCCCGUAGGAAAGCACUGAAUCAUCCUGCAUCACCAAAUUUGGGUAAGAGGUGGGGAGUGUUGCAUGGUAAACCCCAAUUAAGUCAACCCAUUGUAAAACCGUUUUACUACUUACAUUAGGGGGCAAUCCUGACACCAUAAUUGCUACAGUGUGCUGUAUUGGUCAUGCACCUUAGAGGAUCACUAUAGGGUCAGGAACACAAACCUGUAUUCCUGACCCUAUAGGGUUAAAACCACCAUCUAGCCCCCUGGACCCCUCAUGGCUGCAUAAAUAUAGUAAAAAUCUUACUGUUUUCAAACCUGAAGCUGUAGAUCUGCAUGCUGUUAGACUCAGAAAAACAGUCUACUGACAUGUGCUUGCCUGAUCCAAUCACAAUGCUUCCCCAUAGGAUUGGUUGAGACUGACAAGGAGGCAGAUCAGGGGAAGAGCCAGCAUGAUCCAAACACAGCCCUGGCCAAUCAGCAUCUCCUCAUAUUGAUGAAUUGAAUCAAUGAAUCUCUGAGGAAAGUUCGGUGUCUGAAAGCAGAGGGAGGAGAUACUGAAUGUUUGGAUGCAUUUUAGGCAGCCAUGACCCAGGAAGGAUCUCUAACAGCCAUCUGAGGAGUGGCCAGUGAAGUUAUCCCUAGGCUGUAAUGUAAACACUGCAUUUUCUCUGAAAAGACAAUGUUUACUGCAAAAAGCCUGAAGGUAAUAAUUCUACUCACCAGAACAAAUUUGAUAAGCUGUAGUUGUUCUGGUGACUAUAGUGUCCCUUUAAGUGCUGCCUUGUAAAUGCUGUAGAGUUCCUGACUGCAAUGUCUUGCAGUUAACUGGUUGGUGACUAGAAGUUGGUUCUGCAGUGUGACUUACUUGCCAAAUGGCUAGAACAGGUUUGGAGCAUCAGAGUGCUUGUUUCCUACAAUAAUAUUUCAUAUAUUUGUCUUGGUCUGAAGACGUACUGAAAGGAUAGCUUAAAGGGCACAUAUCCUUGCUUUGAAGUUUCUUAUAAACUUUCUUUGCAUUUAUUGAUGUACAGGCCGAAGGAUAAAACUGGAACUAAUUCCAAGAAUAAAAAAAUUUCAGAUUGUAAGUGUUGCCUUACUACUGUAAGAAACUAUACACUUUACCCACUAUAAAUCUUGACUUAAUAUACAUACAUCUCUAAAAUACCAGGGAUUUCUUCAAACACUAUUGAACUAUGUAGAGAAGCUGGUGAAAGUCUGGAUUCUGCGGAGUAUGCCAGUUCUUUAGAUGACCUAGAAUUAUUUGUAAAAUGUUUUUCAAUUAUUUUAAACUUAGUGACAGCACAGAAUGCUCAAAAGCUAGUAAAUCCAUCCUUUUUUUUUUUUCUGCAUCUGAGGAAACCAGAGAAUUUUAUCACAUGACUGGAGGCUUCAUAUUUUGCAUAACUUUCUUUACUUUAUGCCUCCAGCAGCACAAGUCAAUCAAUAAACUUUAAACCAAUCAGUAACAGGUAUCACAUUCAUAUAUAAAGCCCUGACAGACACAUGACUUCCUCUUUCUUUGCUGCUUACCUUACUUUAUGCCUCCAGCAGCACAAGUCAAUCAAUCAGAAAGAAAAAGUAUUUAACCAAUCAGAGUCCAGCACCUCCUGUAUAUAAGUCUCUGACAGGCUUCCCAUUUCCUCUUUCUUUGUUGUAACCAUGCCGGAGGUAAAACUCUUUCGUAGGUGAUGAAAAAACUUGAACAGUAUAACUUGUCAACUUGUGGAAAUGCAGAGGAAAUCUAUGAUCCGACUUCCGUCUCAUGAAGUGAUGUUAAGCUGAAAGAAAUAGAAAGAAGUGAAAGGCGUGGGAAAACAACUGUUGUCCACAUAUCAACGUCUAAUCCUAAUCUUAAAACUAACAAAAUUAACGUUUAGUAUCUUUAAUCUAAAACUAACAAAAUUAACGUUUAAUACCUCUAACAGACCUAUAAUCCUUUGUACAUUGUGUGAAUCAACUCUGAUCUGUAAAAGCUGUGCUGGCUAUCUAACGACAUAUGGUCUAAGCGUCCCUUGCCUCAGUUUUUACCCAUAGCUAGAUGAAAGUGUAAGUGAAUCCAUCCAUGUUCAAUUAGAGAUGAGAGAAAAUAGUCCCAAGAGUAUAGGGAGGGAAAGAAAAAAGGGGGGGAAAAUACUCGCCUCCUGUCAUUAUUAAAAUUAAGAUUAUCUGUACACUACGCUAGCAUAAUCUACAAUUUUAUUACAUGACAGGAGGCUUCCUAUUUUGCAUUUUUAACGCUGGGGUAAAAACGCUAAGGACGCAUGCGAUGAUUGGCGAAAAUAAAACACCCUGAAGGUAUUUUCUUUGGUCCAAUCCGCCGUACGUAGAAUGUCCGCAAGGGAGGCACCCGCCGAGAAGGCCCCCUGAUGCCGCCGCCCCUCGAACCGAAUGGGCCCCAAAACUAGCAUCUACCCCGGCUAAGGACAAUAACCACCGUAUCCAUCUGGCUAACGUACUAGUGGUAACUGGUUUGUAUGGUCUGGUAUAUGAAAUUAACAGUUGUCCCGUUCCGGUAGCCCGAAGAGGCGCCGUAACCUCCACAUAACGGAGUAAGGUGGAGACGACACAAAGACGAGGACCCGCCGGGAAAAAAGGGUAGGACACGGAUUUGGAGUCCGUCUUAGUCCUUCGGGAUAUCAAAAACGUAACACCGGGGGUUAUAGUAAAUCCAUCCACGUCGAAAGCCCGAACAUCCGAUACACGACGGAAAGAGACUAAGCAUAACAACAAGGUAAGUUUGGCCGCUAAUUGUCUGAGUGAUAGGGCAGUGUUAUCCAGCCAGUUUUGAAUGAAUCGAAUGACCACAUCCCAUAAAUGGCGAUAUUUCGGAGCCGGUGGUCUAGCUAAUUUGAUGCCUCGUAAUAGCCGACAUACUAAGGCUUCCUGACCCACUGGGGUACCGUUAACUGGAACAUGCGCCGCCGAUAUAGCAGAGCGUGUAACGUUAAUGGACCGGUAUGAUUUCCCGUUGGAAAACAAAGUGGAGAGAAAAUUUAGUAUGGCCGAUACAGGUGCUGUAAAGGGAUCGAGGCCCCUUCCCAUACAUCCCAUGCCGCCAUGUAGCUACGCCUAGUCCCUGGUGCCCAAGAGUCCCAAAGGAGGUCCCUAGCCAUUUGCGAUAGGCCUGGGAUUGCCCAAGAUACCCUGAAAGCGUCCAAGCUACCAACUCUAGACGUUCUUGAAGUAUUAGAGGAUGAGGUUCCGCAUCCGGAUUCGUAAGAAGCAUGGGAAACAUCGGCAGGACCAGCGGAUGGUCGUGUGACAGAGCGAGUAAGUCGGGGAACCAUGCUUGGCUUCUCCAGAAGGGUGUGAUCAGGAUCAGAGAUGUCUUGGACGUGCGUAGUUUGUGUACUCUUGCCAACAUUGAGAAUGGUGGGAAAGCAUAUGCUCCUAUCGGGGGCCAGUGCUGUAGAAAGGCAUCCACUGCUUUGCUCUGAGGGUCUGGUAACCAGCUGUAGUACCUCGGUAGUUGUGUAUUCGUGCGUGAGGCAAAAAGGUCUGUGGAGUGGUCCCCUGAGCGAUCUCACUGUAUUGAAGAUCUCACCGUAUUGAAUUAUCCCUAAUACAGGCUUGCCUUUUCCUAUGUGUUUUACACCUAAUGUUGGGAGGUAUGGUUAAAGGGACACUUUAGGAAUUACAAUUUUAAUGAAUUGGUGAUGGUGCUUGUCGUUCUCUGGUGCGGUCUACCCAUUCAGUGUUAAGCUUUUUCCAGCAGUUUAAUAAGGGUCCCUCACCACACACUGUACAGCCCACUACUAGAUGUAUGGCUAAGGCAUAGUCUAAAAACAUCCUUUUUAGCCAUACCAACUCAUCCCACUAGACUUUUUUUAUACCUAUUUAAACUAGAUGAGGCCAGGCUCUAUAACCACAACUGGAUUAUAAUGGGGGGGGGUUAUCGCACCCAAGUAACAUGGUUGGUUCUCCUACAGCCUUCUGGGAGGAAGCGAGUUAAAGUAACUUUUACUUGCUCAUUUGGACCAUGGUUGCCAGUUGUACUCUGGGCAAAUCUUGUAGUAAAGAUGACUGGAAAAAAACUGUGGCCAGCCCUUUGUACAUCUGGCUGGAGAAUUCUGAGAAACGCUAAAUAUUGGCAUGGCUACAAAUUUUCUAUGUAGUUGUCGAUGUGUUCACUUUCUAUAAUAUCUAGCAGUAGACCGUUAUUCUUGUAGAAACACUGAGCAACAAACUGCAUCUCUACAUAUUCUUUGAUCAGUGCCCUUUAGUAUUUUUCAAGUUGGUUAAGCAAUUUUACUUGCAAAAAAGACCUGUCAUGCCCUCCUCUGUGCAGCUCACAAUGCUAGUCCACAUCAUGGCCCCAGGUGGUAAAUGCCUCUCAGUCCACUUUGCUCAGUUUUACUGUGCUGAUGUCCUAUUACGAUUUGUCUCUGGUAUUUGACCCAUUUUUGCCUCUUUAUUGCCUGUGAACCUGUUAUUCGUGACUUUGUCCUCUGCUAGUCCUGAGGAGACUUGAUUCUAGACUUACUAUUAAGGUUGCCACUCCUGAGGUUGGAGAAUGUUCUACAAAAGAGCAAUGGGUUUGUUAUAUUUGGCAAUGGUUCUGGAUAAACUUUGUCCCAUUAGAACUCUAAAUAUGUUCCAUGUAUGUAAAGAUAUGGAAAAUGGGGAUCUUGCACCUGUUCAAAAUAUUCUAAAUUUGGCUAUUGGCUACACAAAGUGCAGAUUUAAAACUAACCGUUCCUACGGUGUCCCUUUACUAGGCUUAAUGGGCCCGCUUAUGGCUUCCCCAGUGAGAUAAAGUGACCUAUAAUGUCACUUUUAUAUUUUUUAACCCCCUUAAGGACCAAACUUUUGGAAUAAAAGGGAAUCAUGACAUGUCAUGUCCUUAAGGGGUUAAACUUUUUUGUUUUUAAUCGAUGAGUGAGUACCUAACAGUCAGCCAAUUAGUGCCCAUUGGUGAUAUGAUUUGGUAUAGCUAGAAAGUGUAAUUGUUGCCUUAGAAAUACCCCCAGUGGGGACUGGGCUGUGAGUGGCCACGAACCCUAAUUUAGCCCUAUACCAGUUUCCACUAGCCAAUCUAUAAAGUAUUUUCAAAAGUUGUGGAUCCAAUUUAAAAUUAGGUGAUGAAAGAAGAAUGUAAUCUAGAAAAUGAGUUUUAGCCCACUUCUUGCCAAAUAAGAUCUGAUGCUACUGUUAACAUGUGUCAAUUGUUAUGGGAACUCAUAAUCUCUGAUGCAAAGUUUCCUCUAUUGAAGAAAUGUCUUGGCCAGAAAUUAAUCAGAAGGCAUGUCAUAGUAAAGUUUGAAUAACACAGAAAAUCAGCUUGUGGAGGACAUAUGAAUGGUUGCUACAACCAUCUUUUGGGGAAUACAGAGAGCAACCUCCUGAGAACCUGAGGUAGAUCUGAACAUGAAACUUAUCGAAGUCCUGUCCCUUGCUUGGUACAAAAUAGUCCUUUCUUGCAACUACGUUUUGCAAAUAGUCUGUCCUACUCUAAAAUUAGAAAUUAUGCGAUCAGAUGUGUCUGGUUUCCAUCUUCAACCAGAAGUCCUUUUGUUUCUAAGCUUGAACCAUGAGAAAUUGAUACAUAAUGCAACAAACUGCUCAGACUGCUAUUUGAGUUGUUCAUGCCUCACUCAUAGAACAUUAACCACAUCAUGGCCAGUCAGCAGAAUCUGAUAUGCUGACUAGCAAAGUGGUCUAUGCUGCAUUAUUCUGGAGAGUGGGUGUCUAGCCUUUUACGCUCUGCUUUUAGUAUUUAUGGCACGGUGUUAAGGACUUAUUCAUUAAACUUGGAAUUCCAAUAGAGUAGACAAGGGUGUUUGGCCUAUGGUUUUUGGAUUGUGAUAAAGUGGUGGCUUCACUAUACUAUUCAAUUUUUAUAAAUAUCCAUGUACUGUAACAGCUAGUGUAUUGGGGGUCUGCACAGGAGGUUACCAGACUAUCAAAUUAUUACAGUCCUGCAUUUUUCUUUAGCUUACAGAAGCACCUUUUUGCUCCAGCCUCUGCUCAAAACUGUUUAAAACUUAAGACCAAAGGAAGAAUAGUAUAUCUGCCUCAAAAUAGGGGAAAACAACUUGUGUUCCCACCGUUUGGUAACACUUUUUGUGUAAAAAGAAAGUUUUAUUUAUUUAUUUUUUUAGUGACUUAGUGGUAUGCACCUAAUUUUAAAAGCAAUGUUUAAUCUUAUUUUUUGCAUUGGCAGGUUGGAUUGGAGAUGCGCCAGGCAGUGGGUCAGAAGUCUUUAUUAGUAAAAUACCACAAGAGUGUUAUGAAAACCAAUUAAUCCCACUAUUUCAAAGCGUUGGAAAAUUGUAUGAGUUCCGCUUGAUGAUGACAUUUAGUGGCCUCAAUCGAGGCUUUGCAUAUGCCCGCUAUACAAGCAGGCGCCAUGCUUAUGCUGCAAUUGCUGCAUUAAAUGGCUAUGAAAUUACAAAUGGCUGUCGGAUCCUGGUCUGCCGAAGUACAGAGAAGUGCGAAAUCAUAUUAGAUGGUCUUCCAUGUAUGCUGGAAAAAUUAAUGUUGACGAGUGUCUUAAAAGAAUUGACCCCAGGAGUGGAAGAGGUAUUCCUGCAUCCAAGCCGCAAGAAGAGAGAUGAAGUAAUGGCUGUCGUGAAGUACUGUUCGCAUAGAGCAGCUGCUUUAGCAAAAAAGAGUUUGCGUGAAGGUAUUCUAUAAUUUUUUCCUGUGAGCUUGGUUCUUGCAAGAAACAUCCUGUAGUUUUCGUUAACUUGUGUGUAUUACUUACACAUUGAUCUCUUCCUUAUUAAAGGAACACUCAAAGCAAAGUAACAACUGUUGUAGUUGUGGUGACAGGCCAUUUUAAUGACUUGACAACUUAUCUUGAUGCCUGUCACUGCUGCCUCCUGGUGUCAAUAUGUUGGCUCCACUGAUUUGAGCCCUGAAGUGCAGGGCCAACUCAUUGGUCGAGAGAACUGACCCGGGACUCCGCAAGUGUGUGCAUGUGGACCGCACAGCGGGCUCUAACUCGAAGGCAGAGAUUCUCGCGGCAGUGGGUGGUCCCUUGGUAAGUUGUCAAAGCAUUCUUAAAGGGACACUAGUCACCUGAACAACUUUAGCUUAAUGAAGCAGUUUUGGUGUAUAGAACAUGCCCCUGCAGCCUCACUGCUCAAUCCUCUGCCAUUUAGGAGUUAAAUCCCUUUGUUUAUGAACCCUAGUCACACCUCCCUGCAUGUGACUUGCACAGCCUUCCAUAAACACUUCCUGUAAAGAGAGCCCUAUUUAGGCUUUCUUUAUUGCAAGUUCUGUUUAAUUAAGAUUUUCUUAUCCCCUGCUAUGUUAAUAGCUUGCUAGACCCUGCAAGAGCCUCCUGUAUGUGAUUAAAGUUCAAUUUAGAGAUUGAGAUACAAUUAUUUAAGGUAAAUUACAUCUGUUUGAAAGUAAAACCAGUUGUUUUUUUUCAUGCAGGCUCUGUCAAUCAUAGCCAGGGGAGGUGUGGCUAGGGCUGCAUAAACAGAAACAAAGUGAUUUAACUUCUAAAUGACAGUGAAUUGCAGGGGAAUGAUCUAUACAGUAAAACUGCUUUAUUUAGCUAAAGUAAUUUAGGUGACUAUAGUUUUCCAUUAAAUAGUUUUACUACUUCACUCUGGGAAGGUGCCAGGGCACUAAAGUCACUAUAAACACUAAAGCAGGUAGUGGCACUAAAACAAAUAUCAGUGUUCUGACACUAUUCUUCCUGUGGCAAAAACUAACUUCCAGCCCAGUCACACUUGGUACGGGUUACAUUCAGGACCUGUGGCAUGUACAAACUUUGAAACUAUUGUUUACUACACUAGCUAGAGUGCCAGAUGCUAAUUAUUGCAUAAUUCUGUGUAUCUACUGGAAAUUAUGCAGAUAAACUUAUUCAGCGACUUUUCCGAACUAGUGUGUACAUCAUUCAUAACAAUCUGGCUUAUGUCUUACUUUACUUGGACAUCCUUAAAGGCAUACUGUAGGCACCACAGCAACUCUCGCUUAAUGUAGGAGUUUGGGCAUUAGAUCCUGCAGUCUCAUUGCUUAAUUCUGUCAUUUAGAAGUAAAAUCACUUGUUUAUGCAGCCUUAGUCGCACCUCACUGGAUGUACUGUGCACAACCUUCCAAAAACUUCCUGUAAAGUGAUCUAAUGUUUAAACUUCCUCUAGUGUUUAACUUAAAUUCUUAGGUACUGCUGUUAAUAGCCUUCUAGGGCAUCCUGUGUGUGAUUACAUUCAAUUAAAAUCACUGUACAGAUUGAAAAUGAAACUAAUUUAUAUUAAAAAAUUUUUCCCCAUGGAGGAUGAGUCACAGCCAAGGGAGGUGUGACUAGUGUGGCAUAAAUUGAAUCAAGUGACUUAACUCCUAAAUGGCAGAGCAAUGAGCAGGGACAUGCUGUAUACAACAAAACUGCUUCAUCAAGCUAAAGCUGUUUUAUGCCAAUACUAUCCCAUUAAAUAUGACCUUAUUAAAUGUUGUUCAAAGCACUGUGACAACUUUAGUUAUUUGAAGUGGUUAUGAUGCAUGUAGUUUGAAUGUACACUGUUUCAGUAUGAAAUGCUGCACGUCCUCUUCUUUGGGAUACAUGUUGGAAAUUAGUCAAUAAAAACUCAACCUUAAAAAUAACUAUAAUAUUACUAAAAACCCUUUAGUUUAAAGUGUAAUCCAGACGUGGACCCCUUGCUCACGGUGCCUAGAGAGAUAUCAGCUAUGCCUCACUGACGAUGCCUAACAAGGCUGAAACGAUCGUCUGGGGUUGCUGUAUCUCUCGUGCAGAGAGAACUUGCUGGCAUUUCGGAUCUGGACUGCCCGUAUGGGUGGCACCAGUCUGAUAUGCUUCAGAUAUGUUCUCUCUGUAAUGGCACAAGUUGAGCUAAAACCAGCUUGAGUUCUGAGCGGGGACCCACCGAAGGGCAGGCUAUUUUAGCUGCUGUCCGUCCUCAGAAUACUCUUGCGACCCAUUUUUUGCUCUCGAUUACUAAAAACCAACCUUAUUUCUAGAAAUAUUCCAAAUGUAUCAGUAUAUUUCCAUAAGGAAUAAAAUUCUCCUCCUUAUACCCUUGGACAGGCUUAAGCAAAAGUAAAUACGAAAAAAUGUAACUUGAAAAACAGAAGUAAAUUCUGGAGGUUUGGAUAUGUCAUUCCCCUCUCUUGGCAUUAUAGGGAUAAUCAGCCUGUCUUGUUUGGUUCUUGUUUGUAGAUGUUGGUUAUGUGUGUUUGUCCAUAUAUGACUGCCUAUAUUUUUAUUAAUCUAAAAUCUGCAAAAUGUGAUUUAGAUGAGCCAUUGUUGUAGUAAUGUUUUUCUUUAUUCAACAUAUGAAAAUAUAGUAAGUACUGAGUAACUGCAUCUAUACUAAUGCUGCAUAUAGUCAUCAUUUUCUAUGUUUUAUAUACAAAUUUUUUUAAAUAAAGAUUAUAACAAAAAUGCUGCACAUCUGGAGUUUAAGUUUCUGCCAGUUGUGUAACGCCACAUCCAGCAGUGUCAUUAGCAAGCUUAAGAUAAGCGUUCUGGGGUGGCUAUUGUCAGUACUGUGCAAAUCUUAAUGCAUGGUAUCAGCUGACACUCGGCUAAUGAAUGGUGACUAGAUGUGGAAGUGAGUGACUUAGCAGAGCAGCAAGGAGCCUGGAGGACCCAGGUAAGAGGGCAAACCAUUGCUGGGAACUGGGCUAGGGUAAUCCUACCAACAUAACCUCUACAACACUGUUCUGUAGAUUCUACCCUGGUCUUCUUGAGAAACUUUCAUUAUGACUUAAUGAUCAUAUUAUAACCUUAUUCAUACUAUUGCAAGUUAAGGGGCCAAAGUGGUUUUCUCCAUUGAGUCUUAACAGGUUAUGCCAAGCAUCAUAAAUGACAGCCUGCUGUAGUUGUUUUGAUGCCAGGAAUACACUAGGCUGGCUCCGGUUUCUUACCGGAGUCCCUGUUGUGCUCAGAGGCCCCUCUCCGGAGUGAAACUUCUGCAGAAGAUGCUCCAGUUAGCAGUCAGCUGAUUGCACUCUGACAAAGAAUGGCACACUGCAUGAAACUGUGCACAGGAUUGACGUUGACCAGCUAGAACUCCUCAUUGACCUUGCUGGAGGUGGAAUUGCACUUCUAGCAGCAAAUCUGUUAUCCAUAUGUGCAGUGUUUCAUACAGAUUUCAGGCACAAAGAACACUUCAAAACACUGAAGUGGUCAUGAUGCUUGGUAUAACCAUUAACUUGGUUCUAUCCUUGACUUGAAUCACUCUUUAAGAAUGUAGUGGGUGCAUCUAAAUGGUUUGGAAAUAUUUUGGAUUUAGCAUAUUUUAUUUUUAUAUUUAACUUUUUUCUAAUUUGCAUUCCUCUCUAUAGGCUCGCAUCUUCUAUAUGGGCAACCACUCACUGUAGACUGGCUUAAGUCUGAAUUAAAGCAGAAGCUGGAAUCUACCAAACCUUCAAUCUUGCGUGACUGUCACCUCGUACAGCAGAUGUGUAACCUGGAUGGGAGGAAUAUUGGCACCCAAAUGGUCAGCGCUACUGAUUGUUUAGAUGCCCUGUGUCAAAGAUGGAAGCUUGGUCGACCACUGUUUAUGAUAAAGUUUUCAAGUAUGAGCCCAUGUGGCUGGCAGAGGUUUUGGUAUCGUGUAGUGAUACCAAACUACUCUACACCUUUUAGCGGCUAUGAGUGGGUUAUUGGAGAAAACCUUAUACCUACUGAAAAACACGAGAAGGCAAAAGAGGUGGUGGCAAAACAGAUCCUGACAAAGUUAGGUGGGUUUGUCUGUGUUUAAUGUGUCUGUAUUUGGAUGUCUGUAUGGGAGAAAUGACUUUGCGCAAACUGAUGUUAAAAGAUACAUUUUGUAAGUGCAUUCAUAUUGGAAGAUUGAUGGCAAAGUGCAGGUUUAUUUCUCAGCUGCAUUAGGCUCAGUAUGUGGUUGUGUGGGUUUUUUGUUUUUUUUCCAUUGUGUUGCAGAUUACUGUACUAAGUGGUCUUCUCUUUGCAGAUGCUGGUUUGUCAUCUUACCUUCUUACAAACCAACAAACUCUAGGCUUGAACCUUGGGCAUAGUCCAUGUUGGGUAAGUGACCUCUGCGCUUCCCCCUAUGUACCAGUUAAAGGAACACUAAACUCCCAAAAUAUUUAAGACUUUAAUGCUGCCCAUGACUGCAUAGACCUUCAUGCAGUAAAUGUACCAGCAGGAGUUAAAUACUUGAUGCUAACAAAAAGGAACCAAAAACAACUUGGGAAUUCGUUGUCCACAGGGACAAGAAUUAGUGGCAGAGCUCAGUGUGGACUUUAUGGAUUUUAAUGGGGAUACUUGUGGCUCCCCAUGUCAGCAUAGAGAACACUGA
Messenger RNA from Pelobates cultripes (western spadefoot toad), 33154 nucleotides. Lineage: Eukaryota; Metazoa; Chordata; Amphibia; Anura; Pelobatidae. The record is from the annotation of a GenBank genome assembly.